AUGUCCUCCGACAAAACCACCAUCUUCAUCACCGGCGCGACGGGCUACAUCGGCGGCGCAUGUCUCAAUCUGCUGCUCAAAGACCCCUCCUUCGGACUUUCUGCGUUGGUACGCGACGCGGGCAAGGCGGAGAAGCUGACUGCGCUCGGUGUAUCGCCUGUUAUUGGCUCGCUAGACGACGCUGCUGUGCUCAUCGCUAGUGCUGCUGAUGCCGACGUGGUACUCCAUACUGCUCACGCGGACCAUUAUCCCGCUAUUCUAGAUAUCCUGAAGGGGAUGCGCCAUCGCUUCGAGAAGACCGGCAAGCAGGGUAUAUUGAUCCACACCUCUGGCACAGGAGUGCUUGCUGACGACGCGAAAGGCAUGCACGACGAUCAUAUCACGUACGACGACAGCAACGUUGAGAGCAUCGAGUCUCUUCCUCCGGACGCUGUUCACCGGAAGGUAGAUGUUGAGAUUGUCAAGGCUGAUCAAGAAGGCUAUAUACGCAGCUUCAUCGUGCUCCCCUCCACGAUCUGGGGGAUCCUGACUGGGCCCGUCGCGGAAGCCGGCAUCGCGCACGUCCAUUCUCGCCAGAUCCCGGAAGCGAUAGUGAUAGGCAUGAAGCGUGGCCAGGGCGGAAUGGUGGGCAAAGGUCUGAACGUCUGGCCGCAUGUCGAGAUCCACGAGCUGGCCGAGAUGUACAUCAUCAUACUCUGCGCGGCACUCGAUGGUACAGCACCGCACGGCCGCCAAGGCUUCUACUUUGGCGCCAGCGGGCACUACCGUCUUCUCGACGCAGCAAAAGUGUAUACCUCUGCACUCCACGCGCUCGGAAAGAGCGCAUCUCCCGAGCCUACGGCGUACACGAAAGAGGACAUCGACAAGUACCUAGGCGGAAACGACUACCUCGGUUCCAACUCGAGAUGCAGGGUCGUGCGCGCAAAAGAGCUCGGAUGGAACCCGACGAAGACGACGGACGAUUUCUUCGAGUUCAUUCCGAAAGAGGUCGAGGUGAUUGUUAGGGAUCCGUUUAGGUCUCGGACUGAGACAGCCGGCAAGACGUCGUUCAGUGCGGUCUGCGCCCGUCGGAUCGCGGCGAUGGCGUGUAUCUUUGGGUAUGACUAG
Messenger RNA from Peniophora sp. CBMAI 1063, 1107 nucleotides. The record is from the annotation of a GenBank genome assembly. Lineage: Eukaryota; Fungi; Basidiomycota; Agaricomycetes; Russulales; Peniophoraceae.